Molecule: messenger RNA, 1755 nt
Organism: Pseudozyma flocculosa PF-1
Lineage: Eukaryota; Fungi; Basidiomycota; Ustilaginomycetes; Ustilaginales; Ustilaginaceae
Exons: 1
Coding region: 1-1755 (584 amino acids)
Molecular function (GO): N-acetyltransferase activity
Source: RefSeq, a predicted model, not a curated record
AUGCCGCGACGCAAGAUCGGCGCCGACCUCAAAGAGGCCCUCUGCAAGCUCUACGAGGCCGGCGACCUCAGCGCAGACACCAUCGAAAAGCACGGCAUCAUGUCGCGCGCCACCUUUUUCCGCAACCUCAAGAUGUGGAAGGCCGGCGACAGCCUCGAACAGAGGCACAGCACCGGCAGAAAGACAAACGCCGACAAGCGCAGGCAGGAGGAGCAACAGGAGGUCGACCGCCUCCAGCCGUCCUCGCUCCAGCAGCUCAGGCUCACCCUCCUCCAGGAACCCGCCAACGCCGCAGCCGGCCCCAGCAGGCUGCCGCUCUCCGACAGGAGCCUGGGCAAGAAGCGCGACUCCGGCGACGGCGCCCAUCAGCCAGACGCCACGGCGCACACUGCUGCCGCCGUCGAUGCCGCAACCGCAGGCCCGGAUACCAGCGAGCCAGAGCCAGUCACCAGCGCCGAUGAAGCAGACGAUGUCGACGACGUCGACGAAGCCGAGGACCCUGGCGAGGAGGGCCGCCGCCACGAUGUCCAGCACGCAAGGGACUUCUGCCUCCGGAUGGUCAAGCAGACGUACGGUGCCGACUCGGCUGAGAGCGCUCGCGACGACCUCGACUCUCUCCUCGAUCCGGACGGCAACCAGUACUCGGCACGCCACCGCGGCGCGUUCUGGGUCGUGCGCCAGUCGGACGACCCGACGGGCCCGAUCGUGGCCACCGUCGGUCUGCGCUCUUUCAUCUGGGAGCCUCAGCUCUACCAGUCGCUCGGCGAGCGCUACGCCACCAAGAGCAUCGAUAAGAUAGGCCACCUCGACCGGCUCUAUGUCGACCCGAUCUGGCGCAGGCGGGGCAUCGGUCGUUGGCUCACCAGCGUCGUCGAGCUCAAGGCGUCCAAGUUUGGCUUCUCCUCCAUCUACCUCCACGCCGCCGCCACCCCCAGCACCGCCGUCGCCUUCUGGCAGGCGAUGGGCUACGCCGGCUUCGGCGACAUCGGUGGACAGGCGCACUUUGACAAGCCCAUCGUCCCCAACGUGCCACCGCCGCUUCGGGAGCGUCGUAAGCGGCCCAACACGGGCUCGGUCGGGCCGUCCUCUUCGGCCUCUACGUCGUCCGCAGGAGCAGCAGCGGUGACAGCAGGAGCCAGGCUCAAACGACCGCGGCUCGGCUCCGCAACCCGUCAAAGUAAGGACAAGGCCAGUCCUUCGUCGCCAUCGUCUGCAGCCGGCGCCGGCAAGACAGGCGCGGCCCGACCGAGCACUUCGAGCCGACGCAGCCCAGCGGGGCACGGCUCGAGCGCCGCCGCUCGACUGUCGCCCCACAACAGUCCCGGCCAGGCAGCUGGUGCUACGACGCCGAAGCGACGCGGCGUGCAGGCCGAGGCGUCUAGAACCUUGGCGCAGUCAUCUGCCUCGCCCACAUCGCCUGAGCAGCCCGCACCCCUGCCUCAGAUGGCCGUCCCUGACGCAUCCAUCGAUCCGGCCAUCACGAGCGCGCCGCAGCUGCAAACGCAAACGCAAGUGCAGCCGCAACCGCAGUCCGGGUCGGGGCCGGCACUGGCACCGGCGCCGAUGCCAGCCUCGUCCGCGCCGUUCGUCUCGAGCAGGGCAGCUGUCUCGCUACCGCCUCCGCCUCGCAAGAUUACAUUCCACGAAGCGGUGCCGCUGGCCCGUCCUGGCGUUCCGCUCGUCAGGGCACCGUCCCUCGCCGGCGCUCCAGCAGCGGCGCUUCCACAGCACGAGCCGCCACAGCAGAAGCGUUGA